AUGAAAAAUACUAACCUUUUUUAUAUUGUAAAUAGUGAACCUGACAUAUGCACUUGUCCUAUUGAAAUUUGCGGAGUCUCUUGGUGUGCUGCCAAAGAUUGCUCUUUCUAUGCUUCAUUAUGCCCACAAUCUACUUCACAACCUUUACAAUCUUUACAAUCGCAAGAAGAUUUACAUGUUGAAAUGGGUAUAUCAAAUGAUACUUAG
Molecule: messenger RNA, 207 nt
Organism: Dentiscutata erythropus
Lineage: Eukaryota; Fungi; Glomeromycota; Glomeromycetes; Diversisporales; Gigasporaceae
Source: the annotation of a GenBank genome assembly